Messenger RNA from Athalia rosae (coleseed sawfly), 2694 nucleotides. RefSeq lists its product as uncharacterized. The record is from RefSeq and is a predicted model, not a curated record. The transcript is spliced from 8 exons. NCBI's taxonomy places the organism in Eukaryota, Metazoa, Arthropoda, Insecta, Hymenoptera, Athaliidae. Bases 379 to 2052 code for a protein of 557 amino acids.
UAGUGUCAACCGAGCUCCUCGGGAGUCCCUUUAGAUAUUUGCGCAAAACAAUAAUAGAGAACGAACGAACGAAAGUUCCGAGAUAGUUAUUCGGAAGCACACGCGUAAUUGAAAAAAAAAUAAAAAUAAAUAAAACAAACAAACAACAAAACAACAUUGAUAUCGACGAAUAAGACGAAACGAGGAUCUAACGAUAAAUCAAUCCUAAAACAUUGCUAAUCGAACGAUCGAGUAAUUGGGGAAAAAACAUCGUCGCUAGACGCAAGUGAACGGCGAAAACUAUUCAAAGAAUAAGGCGUCUGAUCGAUAAUAAGAAUCGGAAAGUGAAAAUUGAUAACAAUAACAAAUAAUAAAUAGGUUUAGAUAAAAAGAAAUAACAUGGCGUUGAUAUUUGGGGCGAGAAAUUGGUUGGUGAUAUUCGUAAUCGCAGCUGCAUGCACCUGUGGUGCUCGUACGGAGUGCGAUGGACGUGGUCAGAUUUCAUUGCUAACCGGGAUCCACGAGGAUGGAUCAUGUCGUAAAGUUUCUAGCCGUGGAGUUCUUCUCUAUGAAGCCGCCCAGAUUAUUUUGGAACAGUACAACGCUAAAACCAACGGAUUCAAACUUGAAAUCCAGGUUUUGGACACCUGCGGGAGCAUAAGUGGUGCUCUCAAGGCAGCUAUGAAAGCUUUGGUGUCAGCGGACGUUAGUUGCCUGCAACCACCGCAUUAUUUAGGUAUUAUCGGCCCGGACAAUCCCACGAACGCCGAAGCCGUUCAGAAGGUUACUUCCGUCCUGAGAGUUCCGCACCUAGUAAGAAAAUCAUCGAGUUCCGCGUUCUUGCAUCAUUUGGCAAUGGAGAACAAUUCUUACAUCGUUCAGGGCGUACUCGAGGUAAUCGAACGUCUGAAAUGGAAAUCGUUCACAUUGAUCGCUCCGACAUUCGACGGGAGUGAAGACGACGUACAGAAUAUUGCGAAGAAAUUGACCGUAGAGGCGAUAGCGAAGAAUUUGUGCGUCAUUGUCCACGACAAUGAAGAAGGCGAUUUCACAUCGAAUGUCAUUCACGUUGGAAAACCUGAAGACAGCUUCUUCGCGGGUCCGUCAAACGCGACUGUUCUCGUCGUCAGCGAAGGUAGCUUGGAGAAUCAAUUGAAUCGCGUCAAUUCUUCGAAUACGAUCAUCCUAGUGGAGGACGACAGAAACCAAUUGAGCGAGCUGCAGGUCAGGGUUGAGAAAUCAAAAUGGUGGACAGGUGGUAGAACAGGAAAAUUUGACCCUGAAGAAUUGAGAGACGUCCGGUGGUUACAGGAUGCAAUAGAAACUUACGGAACGGCAUUGGACUCGAUUUGUAAGAAAAAGAAGUGUAAAUCUCAAGUGAAUUCGGCGGACUGGAACGAGAUGAUCGCGAAGAUUUUGUCCUCGCAAAACGACCAGUCGGUUCUGGAACCUCGAGGUCUGAAUAUUCUGAUAAAAAGCAAGGACGGAGAAAUGGAGAGUUUGGGGGAAAUCCUCGUCAAAGAGAACGAGGCGAUCAUAUCGUGGAAAGAUACGAAACCGGCAAUUCAAACGAAGAAGAAAGGCGUGGCGAAAACUGCGGAUGAGGAAGAGGAAGACGAUGACGAAACAUUGCCGGAAGUACUCAAAAAGAUCGCUGAAAAGUCGAAGAACGACGAAACCACGGAAGGUUGCUUAUCCGAGUUACACGAGGCGAAGCUCACCAAAGAUGAAGAGGAACAACAAGGGACGCACAUCGUCGUUUCGGAAAUGGACGACACCGAAUGGUGGACGAUGGUUGGCACGGUGAGCGGCGUGGGCGUUGCGAUGUUCGUAGUCGGGAUCCUGGCGGUCUAUAUCGUGUACACGAACAUCCGUGGACCUCGCAGUCCAAAAGGUCAAUCCUCCAGCAGGAGGCACAGCAUAGAAACGGGGCAGGGCUCUCCUCGCAGAGUCGGAAGUGACAGGGAGAUGCCAACAUCCGGUGGUGGCCGAUCCCAACGACAACAACGACAACAACGUCCCGUUCAUCGAAGAGACAGCGUGCAGAGCAACAUAUCCGACAGGAGCGUUUGAGUGCCAAAUUACGAAGUAAAAAGCUAACGGCGCGGGGUCCCUCUCUGCUCUUUUGAUCCCCCGAUCGCGCGCCAUAAAGUUUGCUUCUGUCGUUUGUCGCUGAUCAGGAUUAUCCGAUUUAAGUUUAUUCUACAAACGUGUAAAAUUCUUGGUUCGUUUUUUUUUUUCCAUGUUUUCCAGCUUUCAAGGCGUGACCUUGAUGUACCCAAACCAAAAUGGUAGCGCCGAAAGGGCCGACCUGACGACUUUUGUAAUUUAAGUAAAAAAAUUUCAUCAAUUUUUAUUGUUUUUCUUCAAAUUACUUUUUCUCUAUUUUAUACAUGGUCGGUUUUCGAUCGAAUAGAAAAGGGAAUCUAGUCAAAUUCUAAUCAACUAGAACGGGUUCACCUAAACGAAUAUUGAGCUAAUUAUGCAGAUUUCGAAAGAGGAUAUUGACGAAUAGAAAAUGCUGACCUGACAUAACUGAACUUAAUCUCUGUUAUAUUAUCGUGUAAUUACUAUAAUUUCACAGUUAUUGAUUCUAGAAGGUAAUGUGUAUUUAUGAUAUAUCAUAUAAUCUAAUUAUUAAGGUGUAACGAUAAGGAGGUCAACCGUGUAUAAUAAAAUGAUUACAUUGAAAAUGAAAUAAAAAUUAUAAACAGA